AGGCAGGAGAGAGGAGGUGGUUUUUAGCGCCGCUUCAAGAACCAGAGAGAAGACAAGAUAUUCAGCCGGUGUGAAAAUCAUGGACGAAUACUACGAUUAUUCCUACUCGGGAGAUUACCCCAACGCCUCCUCCUCCUACUCUCCCGCUGAGGAAAUCUACUGCGACGUUCCUCAUUUGCCGUGGGGCUGGAUCGUGCGCUGCAUCCUGUACUGCGUGGUCCUCUCGCUCGGCGUGCCGGGCAACAUGCUCCUCAUGGGGGCGCUGUGGGUCCGGCACCGCUUUCACUGGAGGCCCGUGGAGCUCUUCAUGAUCAACCUGGCUUUCUCCGACCUGCUCUUCCUCCUGGUCCUGCCCCUCUGGCUGGACAGCGAGAUCUCCGGAGGCCGGUGGCGCACCGGUUGGUUCUCCUGCCUGGCGAGUUCCUACACGGCCUCCCUGAACAUGCACGCUGGCAUUUUCUUUCUCACCGCCAUGAGCGUUGACAGGUACCUAGCGGUGGUGCGCUCUGACAUCUACCGACGAAUCACGCACGUUUACAACAAGAACCUGAUCUCCGCGGCGUGCUGCGUCUCCGUGCUCCUGGCCCUCCCCGUGCUGUUCGAGCGAGAGCAUGUGAAGACCGACGACUCCUGGUACUGCCGCAACGCGGAUCCUUCCCAGCGCCGCCUCGUCUCCCCCCUCCUCGGCUCCGCGGCUUUCUUUCUGCCAUUGCUCAUCAUUCUCUUCUGCUAUUGCUGUAUCACCAAGACGCUGUGCCACCACUAUCACCGGACGCUCACGCAGGACAAGAAGCUGCGGCGUUCUUUCCGCAUCGUCUUCCUGGUGGUCGCCGUGUUCGUUUUCUCCUGGGUCCCCUUCAAUGCUUUCAAGCUGCUGGCUGUGGUGGAGGAAAUGUCCCUCCGCCGUUCCUGCCUGGCGACAAAAGUCGCUCAACUCGGACUGCAGGUCACCGUGCCCCUCGCUUUCGCCAACAGCUGCGCUAACCCGGUCAUCUACGCCUGUACCGACGCCUCGUUGCGCCAGGCGGCGCUCAAGGGUUUUUGCCCCCGGCUCCACGCCGUGUUUGAAACGGGGAGCGUCUCACGUACGUCAGACAACAGUGUGCCCCAGAGUCAGCUGUCGUGGAGAGACAGAGAUAGGCAGGGCAAUUCUAUAAGCCUCGUGCAGCUGAGGGGUUAGGAUGAAUGGUGUAGUAAUAAUAAUAGGGAAGCUGAGUCACGUGACUCGUGUCUCCCGCACGAUUGGCUGAUUCAGUCAGUCAGUCCUCCUGAUGCAAUGAAAAGAGCGCGAGGAAAUGUUUUUUUUUAUUUAUUACGAACUAUUUCUUUUAAGACGACGCAUGACUUGACUGUGGAACCAAACACAAGCGAAGCCACAGACACACACGUACGCACACACACACACACACACACACACACACACACUCACACACACACACACACACACACACACACUCACACACACACACACACACACACACACUCACACACACACACACUGACACACACACACACACACACACACACACACACACACACACACACACACUCACACACACACACACACACACACACACACACACACACACACACUCACACACACACACACACACACACAAACUGACACACACACCCUCUGACACACACACUGACACACAAUUCAGGAGCGCCGUAUCGUACGUUAUUUAAUUGCAUUAUAUAACAUUUGAAAAAUGAGAAUAUAUAUAUAUAUAAAAGCAACAAACGUGUUUAUAAAUGGGGGAAAAAAUCGUCUUACCUUUGUACAGCUCCGCAUGUAUUCAGCACUGCUUACACGCUUCAGACGGCUCGGCGUGUUUCUCAGAGAGACCUGAAUACAGUUGAGCAGUUCUGGAAUUUGGGGUUUUCAAAGUCACACCCACGAAUACACAGAAAGCGAGUCGUCAGGGACGCCACACAAUUCAGACAGCUAUGAGUAAAGUGUUAUUGAAAUAAACUUUUGACCUCAUCUUAAAUGGACCGCGAGGAGAGUGUCUGAUCAAUUUGCAAUUUCGUUGCUUCUUUUAAUUAAAUUUAAUUAAAUAUGUAUUAUGAAAUGAAAAACAAACGUGUUAUGUUUUUAUUUUAUCUGGAUUUUUUGUAGGUUUAUUGCAGUCGAAUAUAUAUUGAAUCGUAUUUUGUCAUAUGCUUGUUCUUACUAGAACUGAAGUCAGUGUAUUUAGUUUGCUCUUAAUUGUAUUAAUACUUGUACUGUGAUUCUUGAAAUGUAUUUUUG
Molecule: messenger RNA, 2254 nt
Organism: Acipenser ruthenus (sterlet)
Lineage: Eukaryota; Metazoa; Chordata; Actinopteri; Acipenseriformes; Acipenseridae
Product: G-protein coupled receptor 15-like
Exons: 3
Coding region: 80-1180 (366 amino acids)
Biological process (GO): G protein-coupled receptor signaling pathway
Cellular component (GO): membrane
Molecular function (GO): G protein-coupled receptor activity
Source: RefSeq, a predicted model, not a curated record